Molecule: messenger RNA, 432 nt
Organism: Aureobasidium namibiae CBS 147.97
Lineage: Eukaryota; Fungi; Ascomycota; Dothideomycetes; Dothideales; Saccotheciaceae
Exons: 1
Coding region: 1-432 (143 amino acids)
Source: RefSeq, a predicted model, not a curated record
AUGCACGCCACCACCUUCAUCGCCAGCGUCCUCGCCCUCACCUCCACCGCUCUCGCCGGCAACGCAGGAAUCAAAAACAACUGCAACCAAGACAUCUUCCUCACCACCACUGGCCCCAGCCAGAAGUCCACUCAGAUGAAGAUUGCAGCCAACGGCGGCUACUUCAGCACCCCCAUCGUCGGUCAAGGCAACAGCUUCGGCCUGACCAAGAACGCAGACUACUACUCUGCCAACACCCCCAAGCUCAUCUGGGGUGCUUCCGACAGCAACGGCGUUACUUACUACUCGCUCAACACUGUCAACGGCAACCCCUUCGACGGACAGAGCAUCAGUCUGAGCGGCAACCAGCCUGGAUGCGCUACCAUCACCAACCCUGAUGGCGCCACCAAGGCUUGCACUGACAAGGCUGACUUCUACCUUCAAGUCUGCUAG